AGGGGAAGCCGGGGAUGGGGAAGCGGGGAUGGGGACGGGCGGUACCUGUUUUCCAAACCUCACGGAGCGGCUGGUGCGGGGCCAGGCAGGGCUGACUGACACCACGGGAGCGCAUCCAGCCUUCCCCACCGCCCGCAUUUGCAUAUGUGCCGUGGCUCCGGCCCGGGGAAAUGCCGCGCCACAAACGCAGACGUCGGCAGAUAUCCUGGGAACGCGGCCAGAUCUCCUCUGCCGCGGAGCCGCUUUAAGAUCUUCCCCUCCCGGCCCCGCGGCUCGGGCAUCCCCCGCGGAUGCUCUCGGGAGAGCCCCGACCCCAAUCCCGGCUGCAGGAACGGGUCCCGGCGCUCCCCGCCCCUCUGUCCGGCUCCCAUCAUUCGCCUGCAGCUCGGCGAGGAGACCGCAAGGAUCACCGCGGGCUCUGCUCCCAUCAUUCGCCUGCAGCUCGCCGAGGAGCCAGCAGGAACCCCCGCGGGCUCUGCUGCCACCCCCUUCGAGCUUCUCCCGCCCCGCAAUCCCGCUUUUCCACAGGGGUGAAGAUGAGUGCUGACGAGAUCCUGGUGUGUGCAGUAAAACUUGGAAAAAACUUCUGCCUCUAUUUUCUUGACGACGAUGAGCUGGAAUGUGAUGCCCUCUGCAAGGAAAAGGCCCUGCACAGAGUCCUUCGGAACGUGAACAGCCAGCUGCUGGUGGUUCGCCCAGAUCUCAACCUGGCAGCCUUUGAGGAUGUGACAGACCAGGAGAUGCAAUCUGGCCAAGGGAUGCACUUCACCAUCCACUGCUACAAAACCACCACCCCUGCAGCAGGGAUGCCUGUUGCCUUCAGUGUGCAGAUAGAAGACAAAAGUUACUACAUGUGCUGUGAGAAGGAACGCGGGGAAAUGAUCGUUCGGUUCAAGGAAGGAGAAGUUCCCAAAGACAUUCCUGGUGAAAGCAACAUCAUCUUUUUCAAAAAGACCUUUACAUCGAGUUGCUCCAGAGCAUUUAAGUUCGAAUACUCACUGGAAGAAGGAAUGUUCUUGGCCUUUAAGGAAGAAGGCUACUUAAGAAAAUUAAUCCUAAAGAGAUUGUCAGGCAAAGAUGGAGUGGAUGAAACCAUGAAGAUAAGUUUAUCUGAGUUCAGUCAAAAUUAAAGUCACAACCUGUGAUGACAGACUUCAACAGUGUUAAAAUAUAUUUUGGCUUUUUAUAAAAGAAACUUCAGUCUUUCUUUAUCCAAAACAAGCCAGUUUUCUGUUUUAACUACCAUAAGUCAGUACUUAUAAAAGAAAUAAACAUUUAAAAUAAUAAAUGCAAGUUUUUGACAAAAAAAGAAGCAGGAGAGUGUUUUCUACUCAGGUAGAAGAAAAUUACACAAUGAGGAAACAACAAUGUGAAUGUCUGUGUGUACAUGUAGAAUUUGAUCCCUAAAAUCUUUAAUGCCUGUUGAGCUAAUUGAAUGAGGUACCUCAGAGA
Messenger RNA from Corapipo altera (White-ruffed manakin), 1452 nucleotides. RefSeq names its product interleukin 18 (gene IL18). The transcript has 6 exons. Gene Ontology annotation, molecular function: cytokine activity. NCBI's taxonomy places the organism in Eukaryota, Metazoa, Chordata, Aves, Passeriformes, Pipridae. The coding region runs from base 291 to 1130 and encodes 279 amino acids. The record is from RefSeq and is a predicted model, not a curated record. Gene Ontology annotation, biological process: inflammatory response; immune response.